Molecule: messenger RNA, 8469 nt
Organism: Encephalitozoon hellem ATCC 50504
Lineage: Eukaryota; Fungi; Microsporidia; Unikaryonidae
Product: AAA ATPase
Exons: 1
Coding region: 1-8469 (2822 amino acids)
Biological process (GO): ribosomal large subunit assembly; DNA replication; rRNA processing
Cellular component (GO): preribosome, large subunit precursor
Molecular function (GO): ATP hydrolysis activity; DNA binding; ATP binding
Source: RefSeq, a predicted model, not a curated record
AUGAAGUUCAAGAAGCACAAGAAGAAUGAGACGAGAGUUGGAUUUCUAGGCAAUUUGGAAAGACUAGCUGGGGAGGCUGUAAGGCUUGGGGUUUCUGUUGCAGUGUAUGGAGAGGUUGGAAAGGCUUCUCUGGUGAGCAAACUUCACUCUGAAUUUUGCGAAGAAGGAGGACGGUUAGUUGAGAUUGAUUCUCGGGAGAUAGCUGAUGCAAGAACAUUGGGAGGGUUCUAUGCGGUUAAAGAGGGAGAUGUUGAAUACAUGAGUGGAUUGCUUAUUGAGUCGAUGAGAAGUGGAGAUUGGGUCCUGUUCAAAAGGAUAGAUAAAAACCACGGGUUGUUACAGUAUCUGUACCCAGUCAUCAAAUAUAGGAGAUUAUUAGGGAAUGAUGGAGAAGAGGUCUUGGGACAUGAAAACUUUAGGCUGUUCUUCACUUCUGAGGACAGGUUUGAUGUGGAUGACGUUGUAUUUGUGGGGCCUCUUAGGUUUAUGUUUGAGGACGCAAUGAAUAUAUUUGAGGUGGAGUGUGUUAGAAAGCUUCUUACCAAAGUUUUUGAGAGCAUUUCUGAUCAGUGGAAGGGAUGCAUGAGGGAUAAGGAAGAGGAGUGUCAAGGGAGCUGCCCUAAGAAUGUGUGCAGGGAUGGUGAAUGGUGCCUGUCGAAGGGGACUGGGGUCUGCGGGGCACAUUUCCGAUCUCUUCUGAAAAUAAAGAAAAGAACGGAGGACAUCAAUGGAACUGGAAUAGAAGAAAGAGUGAAGAUAUACCAAUCUGUGUGCAAUGUCCUGCUAAGGCAUGGCUCUGACUCUUUAAGAUGUUUGCUUGCUUUAAGCGAGGUUCCAAGUAUUUCACUUCAUGGGAUUGACUUCGCCAAGACCAGUUGCGUUGAGUGGGGGAUUUUCAAUCUUUUAUGGAACAUCAAUCACAGGGACCAUACGCUGCUUGUUGGAGACACGGGCGUUGGAAAGACAUCGAUGAUCCAGUAUCUCAGCCAGAAGUCACACUUCUUCUUAGGAAAGAAAGCCAAGCUAAGAGUUGUAAACAUGUCAGCAGACUUCGAUGGAUCAGAUUUGAUCGGAGGAUAUGGAACACUAGAUAUUAACAAGGCCAUAGAAAAGCUAUGCAAUGAGGAAAAGAUAAGUGUGCCGGUUUGUUAUGGAAACAAGCAGAAGCUUGAAUAUCUAAGGCAGAAAAUUUCUCUAAAGAUCAAGGAAGGCAUUUCUGACUCUGCAAGCACCAUCAAGAGGAUCGAUGAUCUAAUUAAGCUACUAGAAAAGAAAGUGCCCUUUGUGUACAAAAAGGGGAUUCUAACGGAAUGCAUGGCAAAUGGAGAGUGGCUGCUUCUGGAUGAGAUCAAUCUUUCCUCUGAAGAGACAUUGAACCUGAUAGAUGGAAUUCUAGGCAAGAAAGAGAUAUUUCUCUAUGAGAGCGGAGAUGUAAGGCCACUUCGAAUCCACCCAGAGUUUAUGCUUUUUGGGUGUAUGAAUCCAGGAGGAGACUUUGGAAAGAAAAGAUAUGAGGGAAUUGAGUUCAACACUGUGUACGUUCAUGAUUUCAGCACCUCACUGAAGGACAUCAAUCUUGUGAUUCAUUCUGUACUCGGAUACGAGGUAUCUGAGGAAAGAAAGGGCAGAAUAGGAGAGUUUUUUCUGGAGCUGAAGAAUAAGGUUUUAAGGAGGGAGCUCAGCAAUGUGGUCGAGCCAUUGAUAAGUGGGCGAAGUCUUGUUCGUGUGCUUAACUUUAUUCGGAGGAGGGGCGAGGAAGAAUUUGAACGAUGUGUGUAUGAAGCGUUUGAUCUAUUUGUAUUUACUCAAUUGGACUUUGUUAGCCGUUCCGUUGCAAUUACACUUCUAUCAAAAUACUUUGCCAUUCAGACAGAGCCUAUGGAGAAAACCAUAACCAAGGAUGGAUUUGUUCUAACGCGUAGGAUUCAGACAUAUCUAAGAAUCAUGAAACUGGCUAUUUUAUCAAACUGUGCCUUGCUACUACAAGGCGAUACCUCUACUGGAAAGACAAGUAUGGUUUUGUUUUUGUCCAAAGAGAUGAACAGGCGUGUGAUCAGGAUAAAUAAUCAUGAGCAUACCGAGGCGUCUGAUUAUAUUGGUAGCUUUACCUCCACAGGCAAUGGAGUUGAGUUCCGGGAGGGGGUUCUUAUAACGGCCAUGAGGAGAGGAGACUGGAUCAUCCUUGAUGAGCUGAAUCUUGCAUCGAGUGAUGUUCUUGAGGUGCUAAACAGGCUUCUGGAUGAUAACAGGCAAAUAUAUAUUCCGGAGACCAAUGAAACUGUGAUUCCUCACAAGAACUUCCGAAUAUUUGCCACACAGAACAUUGGAUACGGAGGUAGGAAGGGGCUGAGUAAAGCGUUUAGAAACAGGUUUGUGGAAAUGUUUUUCUGUGAAAGCGGUGAAGAUGAGAUAUUGGAAAUAUUACACGGAGCAUCAAAACUUCCCAGAAGCUUCUGCAAGAAGAUGGUUGAAGUUUAUAGCGGUCUCAGGUCUAAGAGAAGUAUCAAUGCAUUUGUGACAUUGAGAGACCUUUUCAAGUGGUCUAGCAGGGUUCCUAGAAGCUUGGCGGAGGUAUGUUUUCUAGGAAUGAGCAUAGUAUAUGAAAGGCAAAGAGAGUCAAGAGACAGAAAGUGGGUACAUCACAUUUUCUCUGAGUCCUUUGGAAAGGCAGAUGUGGAAAGAUAUGAAAGAAUGAUUACGGGAGAGGAAAAAGAAUGUCUGGAGGAUCUUCUGGGAGGAAAGGGCAUUGACUUUACUUUUGAGGGGUUUCAUAGAAGAAAUUUUGUGCUUACUGAUACAUUUAAGAAGCUCAUAAACUUAGUGUUUCUAGCAUGGAAAUGCAAAGAACCGAUUCUAAUUGUUGGAGAGACAGGAAUAGGAAAAACAAAGGCAUGUGAGAUAGUUAGCUCAGUGUUUGAAACAAAGGUUGUUACAUUAAGCAUGCACAAAGGGAUAGAAAGUUCUGAUUUUAUUGGCAACUUUGUAUUUGAGAACUCAAAGGUUGUAUGGAAAGACGGGCCAUUGGUAAAGGCCAUGAAGAGCGGAAACGCUUUUCUCAUUGACGAAAUAAACCUAGCGGAAGACUCGGUUCUCGAGAGACUCAACAGUGUGUUGGAACCACAACGUACACUGUACAUAACAGAGACUGGGGAGGAAGUUGUUGCCCAUGAAAAAUUUAGGAUACUAGCCACCAUGAACCCUGGGGGAGACUUUGGGAAGAGAGAGCUAAGCCCUGCUCUCAAGAAUAGGUUUACGGAGAUUUACUUUGAGAUUUGCCCGAAUGAGGUUCCUUUGAUAUUUGACUACCUCAUAGAAAAGCGGUUAAGAGAAACAGAAAUAUCAGGGGAAACUAUUGCCGCUUUUAAGUCUCUUGCUAGGUCUUUGGAUGUGUCUAUUCGAAAGCUUGAGCUUGUGUCUGACUUUAUAUACAAGCGCUAUACAGGGAGAUUUGAAGGUGUUGUGUGCACAGAUGAAUUUGAUGCAAUGAAUGUAUGGAAUGAGGCAUCAGAGAUUGUUGGGAUAAAAGAUUUCGAUGCGAAGACCAGAUACAUUGAGUCUGAAAAGAUGUUUGGUGCUUUUCCAUACCUAUUGGAGUAUAAAAACCCGUCUUCGUUUGACUUUGAAUCGCCAACGUCGACUUUAAAUCUCAGGAGGAUUCUCAGAGCAAUGGGGCUUGGAAGAGGAAUCAUGCUGGAGGGAGAUCCUGGGAUAGGGAAGACUAGCAUAGUCCAAGGGAUAGCCAGAAAGAUAGGAAAGAAGUGCAUUAGGAUAAAUCUGAGUGAGCAGACUGAGCUAUGUGACUUGGUUGGGAGUUAUCUUCCAAUUGAUGGGGAAAUUCGAUUUGUAGAGAGUGAGUUGCUAUGCAGUCUUAGAGAGGGAGGGUGGAUAAUUCUCGAUGAAAUCAACCUCUGCACCCAGAGUGUGAUUGAAGGACUAAAUUCUGUGCUGGAUUACAGAAGGAAGCUUUUUAUACCCGAGGUUACCAUUGAUGUCCAUGAAGACACACGGAUAUUUGCAACUCUUAAUCCGUAUAAUUCGAUGAAUGGGCGAAAGGUACUUCCAAGGAGCUUUCUUGAUAGGUUUAUAAGGAUUGAGAUGGACAAUUACACCAGAGAAGACAUCAGGCACAUCCUUAAUAAGAUGUUUCUGAGUCCUACAAUAGUGGACUCGGCGAGCCUAAGGGAAAAUAUUAGAGCAAAUCAAAUAGGUGUGUUAGAAGGCAGGGAAGCCAGUUAUUUUAUAGACAAGUCGACUGUAAGGAUUGGGUCGGUUUCUGUCAAAAGAAGGUGGUGUGAUCUGGACUUUGUGCUGAUACAUUCUCAGCUUCAGCAGAUAGAGGUAAUUAUGAAGUGCAUGGAGAUAAACAUCCCAGUGGUUAUAUCUGGUGGGAUAGGGAAGGGCGCCCUCCUCCGGUUUGUUUCUUCUAUGCUUGGGCAAGAAAUAAUGAUCUUCAACUGCCACAAGGACACAGAUGUCUGCGAUCUUCUUGGGCAAUACCAAAAGACACCAAGUGGGAUGUUUGAGUGGUGUGAUUCUGCUAUUGUAUGCGGAAUAAAAAGGGGCAUGAUAGUCGUCUUUACUGGCGUUGAGUUUGUAGAAAAGUCUGUAUUUGAUAGGCUUAACUCCCUAUUCGAAUCUGAGAGGACACUGAACGUGUAUGAAAAAGGAAUUGAUACAAAAGUUGCUGUUAAUCCAUCAACAAGAUUGAUUUUAAUAGCGAAGGAGCCAAACAUGCUAUCUCCGGCGUUACUUGAUAGGUGCACACAUGUGGAGCUAAGCGACAAACUUAACUAUAUUGACCUAUGGAAGCUAUUUGCAAAACCACCUACUGGCUCUCAUCCUGUCGCCUACGAAGACUUUUAUGGGAUCCCGAUGGAAAGCAGCCGGGUUGAUUUUGAUUUGGACCUCAAGAGAUUUAACUUACUGGGCAUCUGGCCAGACUUCCUGAUAAGACGGCUUGAUGGUGUGUAUAACACUCUUGAGGAAUCAGAGAUUGAUGGGAUAUUCAGAUUUGAGGAAAGGAGUAUGGAAAACAUUGUGGUGGACAUGGAACUUCUUAACUUCUACAAAAAGAUCAGGCUCCAUGUUGAGACUCCCCAUGAUGACGAAUCCAAGAUAAGGUUACUUAAAAGCAUCUCAACCAUGAGUUCUGAAGUUCUGAAAGCGGUGGCAUUCAUUAAGUCUGCAGAUAUCUCAGUUUUCAAUCGCUUCAAUCACGAUGAAGGAUGCUCUCUUAACUUUCCAAGGUCUUCUAAAGAUUUGAAAGUAAAGGUCAUUGGAUCCUUCUAUGGCAAGAAAUUUUCUGAGUACAAGAAUCUAAAGGCGGUUGUUGAGGGUAUUUCUGGCGUAAAAUGGGAACCACUGUCUAACUUCGACAUAUUUUUCUUUGAGUUUGUCGAAAGAUGCCUGGAUGAUCCUUUGAAUCUACUGAUGAGGGGGCUGCUUUUAGAGAUGAAUUCAUUUGAGAACAGAAGUCUUUCAGAGAUACACAACACCAUGAAGUGCAUGUAUAAAUAUGGGAAGGGCUCUAUAGAUGAGAUGGUUAACAACUAUGAAAAUGGUAUUAGUGAGUACAAGGCAAAGAUCAAAGACAUUGAGAGAAGGAUGAGUAGAAACUAUUCUAAGUUUAGGAGUUCAUUGCAGGGCUUGGACUUCUGUUCAUACAUGUGUGGAGAUAGAACUUUCUAUGAGUCUUUUGACGAUAUAUUUGACUACUAUCUGGUAUAUAUGUUUUACAAGUGGGUCAAUGGAGAGGGUUGUUCAGGAAAAUGCAAAAUCAAGCGGUCAAGCGAGAAUUGCUUGGAAAAAGAGAAUGUGAGCCUUGGGGACGGAGUAUCUGGAACCUAUGUCAACUAUAGUAUUCUUUGUUCAAACUUAAUUUUCCAGGGAUUGGGAAUUCUUUCUCACUUAGAAAAGAUAGACUGCAAAUCGUUGGGACAUGAGUUUUCGAAAUACUUGAAUUCGCUAUAUUACUCGAGACCGGGGAACAGAUAUAGCUUGAUCUUAGAAGGUAUUAUGUUUGAUAGGACGAUAUAUGUCAAGGAAGAUGGAUGGAUAGACUAUUUAUUAGGAUUUGAUGAGGGAGAUUUAGACAAGAGUUUGCUGUCUAUAUUUGAUUUCAAGAGUAGGGCACGAGUCAUUGAAGGCAGCAUGGAUAAACUGGAAAUCAACGAAGAGCUAGUUUCUCUUAUGGAUGAAGAAAUGAUGAGGCUUUCGAUAUUCACGAGUGUUUCAUACCUUAAAGAUUAUGUCGAGAAAAAGAUAGCAAGUAUUGAGGAUGGAAAAGACAGAUUGCUCAGAGGCAUGAACGACAUUAUCCCUGACGAAGAUAAGGCUUUGGAGUCUACGAUCGUUAUAUCAAAGUGCUUUGAGGAAGCCAGUACUGCUGGCUACGGGGAACUUCAAUUGUGCAAGAUGAUGGAGGCUUUGGAAGGGCUUUACAAGAAUGCAUCUACCUGCAAUGUAGAUAGGAAUUACAAGUACUUCCUGUACCUACUUAUAACGCCUUUCAAUUUUGAAAUGGCAGAGAGAUACUUUCUGGACUGUUCGGUAUACGAGUUUGUAGAUAGAAUCAGGCAUGCAAGAGAAAUGGCCACAAAGAACAAAGAGCCUUCUUUCUACAAUGUGACUUUAAAGUAUGCUUCAUUUGAAAUUGAAAGGAUUUAUGAAGACAGAGUUAGAGAUGCGAAGUCUAAACUGAAAAAGGAGCCAAAGCUUUACAAGAAGACAUUGGAAGAUCUAAGGAAGUUUCUUAUAUUGCCUGUCACCAAUGUGCUGGAUCUUAAGUUUCCUCAGCCAUAUCCUGUUUGUCAAGGGUAUCAUCCCGACCUGUGCACACAUAUUUUGAAGGAUAGAACUGACUGUGAAUGCAAGGAUUGGAUUGAAUUUUCAAGGAAGUUCAAUAAGAAGGAAGUUGAAAGAGCCUUUGAAAACACCAGGAUCAAAAAGAAGGAUGUUCUCGAAUUGUUUUUUAACAGGAUGCCUGAGGAGAUGUUUUCUGUCUCUGAAAUAUGCUUGGGUAAAGUUGUUAACCAAAUGAUAGAGGAUACAACGAUAAUGAAUUUGACACGGAUAUGCAUUGAGAAUCCAUACAUACCAUUUAUGUACUUCGUAUUCACAUUUGGAUAUAGAGAAGAGGAGUUUAUGGAUGACGGAGACAUGGCUGGAAUGAAGAGUGGAACAGGGAAUACUAACAUUAGUGAUCAAGUUAAACAUGAAGACGAAAUAGAUGACGAAUAUGGAGAGCAGGAAAAAGUAAGUGAAAGCGACGGAAUAGAUUUCGACAAUGACGGAAGUGUUUCGACCGUCAGCGAGCCUGAAGAAGAAGAAGAACAUGAGAGUGGAGUAGAAGGGUGCAACGAUUCUGAGGAGGAAAGUGAAGAAGAAGAAGAGAAGACACUCUUAGAUGAGCAGGAUACAGAAAUGGAUGUUGAGAAUGAAGGCUUUGGAUCUGAAAGAAGCUCGGAGAAUGAGGGGGAAGAAGUUCUAUGUUCUGAAGAUUCGGAGGUAAGUGAGAACACAGAAAACGGCGAAGGCGAUAGUAUUGAGUCUGGGAAUGAAGACGACAUAAAGCUACAAGAUGAAGAAGAUUUGAUUUCUCACGAUGAACCCAAGACAAACGAAUAUCAAUUCAAAGAAGGGCUUCUCAACAAAAAUCAAACAUGUGAGACUGCAGAUAAUUAUGAGAGGUAUGUUGCAGGAAACAAUCAGGACGACAAAGCUUUAUGUGCAGGUGAGGGCACUGAGAGGGUUUCUGGGGAUGAAGAAUCGGGAAACGGAGAUGCCUUUGAGUCUACCAUAAGAAUAAAAGUAGAGGAAGAGGAUUGUACUAAGUUGACUAGUAUGCUCAGGAUAAUUAUGGAAUCGAGAAAAGGAAGUAAAUACAAAGGGGACUUCAAAAGUGGAAAGAAAUUGAAUAUGAAGAGGCUGGUUCCGUACAUAGCCAGCGGAUUCAGAAGAGAUAGGAUUUGGAUGAAACGGCAAAAGAAUGACAAGAAGGACUAUAUUCUUCGUCUAUUCAUUGAUAACAGCAAAAGCAUGUACAACCAAGAAAUGAUUAAUACUCUCUUGUCGCUAUACUCGAAGAUAAACAGGUCUUUCUCUCUACUUGGAAUACCUGUUGAAGUUUACAAGUUCGGAGAAGCCCUAGAAAGGUGCUCUGUAGAGGAAAUGGGAUUUAAUGACUCCCAGACUAUGAUUGACUGGAUUGAUGAAUUCAAUGAUGGGAUCAACAUUAUUCUAACUGACGGGCUUUUUCAGAAUGUAGGACACCACCACCCAAACUUCCUAGUUCUACUAAUAGACAAGUGUAACGUGAAAAAGAUGUCGAAAGUGAUUGUUUCUGAAGGAUCUGUGUUUGUUCAAAGGUAUUUAGAUACGUUCCCUCUUAAGUACUGCAUUAUUUCUGAUGUGGAUGAACUCGAAUCUACAUUUGUAAUGGCACUAAGUGAGCUGAUUAGCUCCUCUUGA